This is a messenger RNA of Lolium rigidum, 1308 nucleotides long. RefSeq names its product eukaryotic initiation factor 4A-1-like. Gene Ontology annotation, cellular component: cytoplasmic stress granule. Gene Ontology annotation, biological process: cytoplasmic translational initiation. The record is from RefSeq and is a predicted model, not a curated record. Gene Ontology annotation, molecular function: translation initiation factor activity; ATP binding. The coding region runs from base 36 to 1208 and encodes 390 amino acids. The transcript has 4 exons. Lineage: Eukaryota; Viridiplantae; Streptophyta; Magnoliopsida; Poales; Poaceae.
GAGCUCAGUUUGAUGGAAAACAACAUGUUUCUAAGAUGACCACACGGCCAACUCAAAUUUGUGAGGAAUUCAACACAUACAAUGAGAUCUACGACAGUUUCACUAAAAUGGGCCUUCGAGAAAAUCUGCUGAAGGGAAUAUAUGCAUAUGGUCUGGAGAAGCCUUCUGCCGUGCAUCAACGAGGAAUUGUCCCGUUGUGUAAGGGUCUGGAUGUUAUUCAGCAGUCGCUGUAUGGAACAACUGUGACACUUGCCUGUGGAGUUCUGCAGCGACUCGAUUAUGGAUCUGCGGAAUGCCAAGCGUUGGUCCUUGUACCAACACGUGACUUAGCACAGGAGACUGAGAAAGUUAUUGGAGCACUUGGUCAGUGGCUAGGUGUCAAAGCUCAUGCUUGUUUUGGAGGAACUAGCGUUCGUGGGGACAAUCAAUUUUUGUCGAGCAGCGUUCAAGUCAUCGUCGCUACGCCUGGUCGUGUUCUUGACAUGCUGAGAAGGCGAGCACUCUGUCCAGAUAACAUUAGAAUGUUUGUCUUGGAUGAAGCAGAUGAAAUACUCACAGGAGGUUUGAAGGACCAGAUCUAUGAUAUUAUCCAGCUUCUCCCAAGCAAAAUCCAGUUUGGAGUAUUCUGUACCACCAUGUCCCAUGAAGCUCUCGAGCUUUGCCGGAAGUGCAUGUAUGAGCCUAUGAAGGUCAUUGUGCCGAAAGAUGAAGAACUUCAGAGUAUUAGCAUUAGGCAGUUCUAUGUUAAAGUUGAGAAGGAAGAAUCAAAGUUUGAUAAAUUGUGUGACAUUUUUCGCACCAUGCCGGUCACACAAUGCAUCAUCUUUGUCAACGCACGUCGGAAGGUCAAAUCACUGACUGAGAAGAUGAGAGGCAGGGAUUACACUGUCUCAACAAGCCACGGUGGUAUGGACCAGCAGGCAAGAGAAGUUGCCAUCCAGGAUCUCAGUUCUGGAUCCUCUUGUGUUCUCAUUACCACUGACCUUCGUGGCGCUGACGGAUUGGAGGUCCCUGUGGUCAUCAACUAUGACCUGCCGACACAACCGGUGCAAUACCUUCGUCAUGUGCAACGAAGCGGACAACCCAGAGGGAAGGGUGUCACCAUCAGCUUUGUUACUCGCGCUGAUUACCGUGUUCUGUCCGACAUCCAAAGGUUCUGCAACGCUCCGGUAGCGGAGCUACCCUCAAACACCGCAAACCUCCAGUGAGCAAUACCCUAGUUGGUUAUAGUGUGGAGAUCGGUGCGGCUAGAUUUUUGGUCGCUUUUCCUGAGAGCUGCACAUCAUCUGCAUUUUGUUGAAUCUGGGA